Amborella trichopoda is the source of this 2059-nucleotide messenger RNA. RefSeq names its product guanosine nucleotide diphosphate dissociation inhibitor 2. Gene Ontology annotation, cellular component: cytoplasm. Gene Ontology annotation, molecular function: Rab GDP-dissociation inhibitor activity. Gene Ontology annotation, biological process: small GTPase-mediated signal transduction; protein transport; vesicle-mediated transport. The record is from RefSeq and is a predicted model, not a curated record. Lineage: Eukaryota; Viridiplantae; Streptophyta; Magnoliopsida; Amborellales; Amborellaceae.
UUAAAUACAGGAGCGGAUAUAGGAACUGGUCUCUCUCUCUAGACUUAUACUCUCUUUCUCUCUCUAAACCUUGUCAACUGCUUUCCUUUCCUUCCCUUCCCUACCCCAAGCAAAGCAUAUCUUCCUUCCUCUCUCCCCUUCCGAAUCCCCAUUUCUCUCUCUCUAAAUUCCAUCUCUAUCUCACUGCAAAUUCCACCUUUUUAUCUCUCUAAAAACCCCUCUCCACCUCUCUCUAACUUCAUCAAUUAGACGCGAUGGAUGAAGAGUAUGACGUCAUAGUGCUCGGAACUGGCCUCAAGGAAUGCAUUCUCAGUGGUCUUCUCUCUGUAGAUCGACUCAAGGUAUUGCACAUGGAUAGAAAUGAAUAUUACGGAGGAGAAUCCACCUCAUUAAAUCUCAAUCAGCUUUGGAAAAGGUUUAGGGGGGAUGAGAAGCCUCCUGUACAUUUGGGCCCCAGCAGGGAUUACAAUGUUGACAUGAUCCCUAAGUUCAUGAUGGCAAAUGGUACUCUUGUUCGUGUUCUCAUCCACACAGAAGUUACAAAAUAUCUCUCCUUUAAGGCUGUUGAUGGUAGCUAUGUCUUCAAUAAAGGAAAGAUUCACAAGGUUCCAGCCAAUGACUUGGAGGCAUUGAAAUCCCCUUUGAUGGGGAUAUUUGAGAAGCGUCGUGCUCGUAAGUUCUUCAUGUAUGUACAAGACUAUGAGGAGACUGACCCAAAAACACAUGAUGGGAUGAACCUUACCAGAGUAACAACAAGAGAACUUAUUGCGAAGUUUGGCCUUGAUGACAACACAGUGGAUGUUAUUGGCCAUGCUUUGGCACUCCAUAGAGAUGACUACUAUUUAGAUCAACCUGCUCUGGAUACUGUAAAGCGAAUGAAGUUGUAUUCAGAGUCUAUAGCCCGCUUCCAAGGAGGUUCACCGUACAUUUAUCCACUUUAUGGCUUGGGAGAACUUCCACAGGCAUUUGCACGUCUCAGUGCCGUCUAUGGGGGAACUUAUAUGCUUAACAAACCUGAGUGCAAGGUGGAGUUCAAUGAAGAAGGUAAAGUAUCUGGGGUGACAUCAGAAGGAGAAACAGCUCGGUGCAAAAAAGUAGUCUGUGAUCCUUCCUACUUGCCCAAUAAGGUGAGAAAAAUUGGAAAAGUUGCGAGAGCUAUUUGCAUUAUGAGCCAUCCCAUUCCAAACACGAAUGACUCCCACUCGGUGCAAAUUAUUUUGCCUCAGAAGCAGCUGGGACGCAAAUCGGACAUGUAUCUCUUUUGUUGCUCUUAUUCACACAUGGUUGCUCCUAAAGGGAAAUUCAUUGCAUUUGUUGCGGCAGAUGCGGAGACUAACAAACCUGAAAUUGAACUAAAACCAGGGAUUGAUCUUUUGGGACCAGUUGAUGAGAUAUUCUUUGAUGUUUAUGAUAGAUAUGAGCCUGUCAACGAACCUUCUCUUGACAAUUGCUUCAUAUCGACUAGUUAUGAUGCAACUACACACUUUGAAUCAACUGUGCAAGACGUGCUCUCUAUGUAUACUAUGAUAACUGGAAAGGUGCUCGACUUAAGCGUGGAUCUGAGCGCCGCAAGUGCUGCCGAGGAAUGAUACCGACCACUGAGAAACAUGAUUUGGUUUGCUGUUUGGUUUGAUCUUUAUUUGAGGUCUGUAUUUUGUUAAGGAUUGUCCAUUUGCUUUGUAGUGUCCUUGUUAUAGUUCUUGUGUAAUUUGCUGACUCCAUGACUUACCCCACAUGCUAUCUAAGAAAUGGUAAGCAUUAGUUACCCAAUCCACCAACCAUAUUGAAUGUUCAUCUAUUCGUAUCUCGUGUGCGGUUUUUUCCUUUUUGGAGGCUCUAGAAAUGUUUGGAAACAUCUGCAACAACCCCAUAUAAGGGAUUGUCUACAAUGACACCAUUACCUUUACUAUAACUACACAAAGGUCACAAACACCUGAAGUUGUGAAAUGAAAAUUGGACUGCUGGUUGUGCCAUCGCAUUGUACAAACACUGCAAAAGGGAAAACAACUUCAGACUUUGAGGGUAGUCAAGGAUAUACCUUUAACUGCUCAAUUUUACA